Messenger RNA from Antechinus flavipes (yellow-footed antechinus), 2565 nucleotides. It is a transcript of the gene STXBP3, whose product is annotated as syntaxin binding protein 3. Gene Ontology annotation, molecular function: syntaxin binding. Gene Ontology annotation, cellular component: plasma membrane; secretory granule. Gene Ontology annotation, biological process: intracellular protein transport; vesicle-mediated transport; neurotransmitter secretion. The transcript has 19 exons. The record is from RefSeq and is a predicted model, not a curated record. NCBI's taxonomy places the organism in Eukaryota, Metazoa, Chordata, Mammalia, Dasyuromorphia, Dasyuridae. Bases 16 to 1962 code for a protein of 648 amino acids.
ACCCUUCCUGGUACGAUGACGUUGUGGGGCGGGGCCAGAAAGAAUUGGGGCGGGGAGUUCUCGAGUGACGCCAACGAAGGGGCGGGGCUUUCCCGUCAGUCAGUCCGGUUCUCCGUUCUUUCCCGGGACCGGAGGUUGGUUGGGGCCGCGGCCCGCAGAGAUUCGCAAAGGAAGAUGGCGCCGCCAGCGGAGGAGCGGGGGCUGAAGAGCAUCGUGUGGCAGAAAAUAAAAACAACAGUACUUGAUGAUUGUAAAAAGGAAGGAGAAUGGAAGAUAAUGCUUUUAGAUGAAUUUACCACUAAGCUUUUGGCAUCAUGUUGUAAAAUGACAGAUCUUCUAGCAGAGGGUAUAACUGUUGUGGAAAAUAUUUAUAAGAAUCGCGAGCCUGUCAGACAAAUGAAAGCACUUUAUUUUAUCACCCCAACGUCAAAGUCUGUAGAUUGUUUUUUACGUGAUUUCUCAAGUAAAUCAGAAGGCAAAUAUAAAGCAGCAUAUGUAUACUUCACUGAUUUUUGUCCUGACAGCCUGUUUAAUAAAAUUAAGUCUUCCUGUUCUAAGUCUAUAAGAAGAUGUAAAGAGAUAAAUAUAUCUUUCUUUCCACUUGAGUCUCAGGUAUUUACUCUUGAUGUACCCGAUGCAUUCUAUUAUUGUUACAGUCCAGAUACAGGGAGUGCAGAUGGCAAAAAUGAUAUUAUGGAAGCCAUGGCUGAGCAGAUAGUUACUGUGUGUGCUACUUUGGAUGAAAAUCCUGGAGUCAGGUAUAAAAGCAAACCUUUAGAUAAUUCAAGAAAACUUGCUGAACUAGUUGAAAAAAAACUUGAAAACUACUACAAGAUUGAUGAAAAAAGCCAAAUAAAGGGUAAAACUCAUUCUCAGCUCUUAAUAAUUGAUCGUGGCUUUGACCCAGUGUCCACUGUACUUCAUGAACUAACCUUCCAAGCAAUGGCAUAUGAUCUACUACCAAUUGAGAAUGAUACAUACAAAUAUAAAACAGAUGGACCCAAUGGAAAGGAGAAGGAGGCAGUCCUUGAGGAAGAUGAUGACCUUUGGGUCCGAAUUCGACAUCGGCAUAUCGCAGUUGUGUUGGAAGAAAUCCCCAAGCUUAUGAAAGAAAUUUCAUCAACAAAGAAAGCAGCAGAAGGGAAGACAUCUCUUAGUGCUCUUACCCAGCUGAUGAAAAAGAUGCCCCAUUUCCGCAAGCAGAUUACUAAGCAAGUGAUACAUCUUAACUUGGCAGAAGAUUGCAUGAGUAAAUUCAAGCCAAACAUAGAAAAGCUGUGCAAGACGGAACAGGACCUGGCUCUUGGAACGGAUGCAGAAGGACAGAAGGUGAAAGAUUCUAUGCGAGUGCUUCUUCCAGUUCUGCUCAACAAAAAUCAUGACAAUUAUGAUAAAAUAAGAGCUAUCCUACUUUACAUCUUCAGUAUGAAUGGAACUACACAAGAAAAUUUGGACAAAUUGGUCCAGAAUGUAAAGAUAGAAAAUGACAGUGACAUGAUCCGUAACUGGAGUUACCUGGGUGUUCCUAUUGUCCCUCAAUCUCAACAGGGCAAAUCAUUGAGAAAGGAUCGCUCUGCAGAAGAAACCUUUCAGCUCUCUCGAUGGACACCUCUUAUCAAGGACAUCAUGGAGGAUGCCAUUGAUAAUAGGCUAGAGUCAAAGGAAUGGCCUUAUUGUUCCCAGUGCCCUGCAGUAUGGAAUGGCUCGGGAGCUGUAAGUGCUCGUCAGAAACCCAGAACUAAUUAUUUAGAGGAUCGGAAGAAUGGCUCAAAGCUGAUUAUCUUUGUGAUAGGAGGAAUUACAUAUUCUGAGAUGCGCUGUGCUUAUGAAGUUUCUCAGGCACACAAAUCUUGUGAAGUUGUUAUUGGUUCUACUCAUAUUUUGACACCCAGAAAGCUGUUGGAUGAUAUAAAGAUGUUAAGCAAACCCAAGGACAAAGUUUCCUUUAUUAAGGACGAAUGAGAUUUUAUGCUUGAAGAAUCUUAUAUAAAUCUUCAACUAAAAUGUACUAAGGAAACAUUGCUGUCAUGUAAUUUAAAUUAUGUAAAUAUAGUGUAUUCAGUAACUUUUCUAGACAGGUUCUUAGGGGCUUCUAAAAUAAUUAAAGUAUUGCUGCUCUUGGGUAUAAAGAUAAGAUAAAGUAUAGAAAUACUUCCUAAAAUGGAAAACUUUUCACCCUUGAAAUAAUGUUGGAUUUUUGACAGUGAAUUUUCAUAACCACCUAUUAAUGUUAAUGGCUUGUUGAUAAGAGUGAUCCAUGCUGAAAUUUUGUUUUUGAAGAGAAAGGAAUAUGAUUUUAAAAGGCCUAGAUAAGAAGUUGGAGAGAUUAUGCUGUAAAUUUGUCUGUGUAGUAAUAUGAUUUCCUAUGAAUGCAAUUUUCUCGUUUGAUUAAAAUUUGGAAUAAAAUUAAUGAAACAGCUUGUAGGAAAAAAUCUCAGUUGUCUGAAAAAUUCUAAAGUUAAUAAGUUGUACACAAUUUAAAAAUCAUGUAUGUUUAAGUCAAACAGGGAAGGAGAAAAUAAUGGAAAGAAAUAACAAAAUAAACCUUUACUUUGAAACAUGUUA